Messenger RNA from Cokeromyces recurvatus, 786 nucleotides. RefSeq lists its product as uncharacterized. Bases 94 to 702 code for a protein of 202 amino acids. The transcript is spliced from 2 exons. Lineage: Eukaryota; Fungi; Mucoromycota; Mucoromycetes; Mucorales; Mucoraceae. The record is from RefSeq and is a predicted model, not a curated record.
AAACGAGAAAAAAAAAACACAUUCCCCUACUCUAUUCUUCUUCUCCUUCUUUCUUUCUUUUUUUUUUCUUUAAUUAUAUAAAAUAUUACCACCAUGGCACCCUUUAAUAAUUUGAUUACUUUAGUUAUCACUUUACUUUUCAUGCAAGCUGCUUUUGCUCACUUCCAUUUGUAUUAUCCAGUCUCGCGAGGUUUCAAUGAAGAUCAGGAACCAGUUGCUCCUUGUGGUGGUUUCAAUGCAAUUGGUAAACGUACCGAGUUCCCUCUUAAGGAUGGCUUUGUAGCAAUUCAUUCUGGUCAUGUUUCAUACUCUUAUACCGUAAAUGUUCUUGUUAAUAACAAUCCUACCACUUCUGAUUUCUCUUCAAAUUCAAUUAUUCAAGUAGCCUCUGGUAACCGUAACAGUCCUCAAGCUGCUUGUUUACCUCUUGAUCUUACAAAGGAUUCUGCUAUUAAAGCGGGUGCUAAUGCUACUAUUCAAAUUAUUUAUAGUGGUGGUGAUGGUGACUUAUACCAGUGCACUGAUAUUAUCUUUUCUGAUUCUCCUUCUGGUUGGAAUAGUAGUGCUUGUAUAAAUACUAGUAAUUCUUCUACCACAUCCUCCUCUUCUCCUCCCUCUACAACUAGCAGCGCUACCUCUCUUACUAUCACAUGCAGUUUGAUGGUCUUCAUUGCUGCUUGUAUUUCCUAUAUCAUUGCUUAAUUAUAUUAAAAUUAAACUUUAUACGCAAAUGAAUUAUUAUGCAUGAUACCGUACUUAUGAAAUAUAUUUAUUUUAUUUUAUUUU